Molecule: messenger RNA, 342 nt
Organism: Letharia lupina
Lineage: Eukaryota; Fungi; Ascomycota; Lecanoromycetes; Lecanorales; Parmeliaceae
Exons: 2
Coding region: 1-342 (113 amino acids)
Source: RefSeq, a predicted model, not a curated record
AUGAGGUUCUCGCCCAUGAUUCUCAGUACGCUGGUUGUGGGAUAUGCAUUGGGAGCACCAAUGAGCUCAUCAAAAGGCGAGUCCUACUCCACUACCUCCCAUCUACCCUGGCUAAUUUUGCAAGCAGCUGCGGGGAUACGCAGCCUGCAACCUGCUAGGGACAUUUCGCCAAAGACCCGGAGCGCUGAACUAGAACCCGACGAGAACAUGGUUUACAGCGAGUACAAAGCCAGUCGCAGCACCGAGACUCGAGCCACAGAGGCAAAGGAUCAAGAUGAUGAGGUGCUAUACACAGAAUACAGCCCCGAAGGAACCAAGCCUGUUGGCGACCGUCAGACCUGA